This is a messenger RNA of Papilio machaon (common yellow swallowtail), 1500 nucleotides long. Its product is annotated as myosin-4-like. The record is from RefSeq and is a predicted model, not a curated record. The transcript is spliced from 10 exons. NCBI's taxonomy places the organism in Eukaryota, Metazoa, Arthropoda, Insecta, Lepidoptera, Papilionidae. The coding region runs from base 1 to 1500 and encodes 499 amino acids.
AUGGCUGAGGUGCAUAUGCAGCAUGAGGCCGCCAACGCUGAGUACCAGGAAGAGCUGAGACAUCGACCUGAGAUACUCAACAAACUGUCAUUCACGCGUAAGAUCUGCGACGUGCUGCAAGAGUCGAGCGAGCGGCUGCAGGAGACGCUGUCGCGCUGCAAGGCGGACGGCGCCACACUGUACACAGCAUUCAACAGCUCCGCGGAGCAGCUACGGGAGAUGCGCCAUAAGCAGGUGCAGCAGGACGAGAAGGUCAAACAUCAAGUUGAAGGCCUGCAAGAGAAAGUGUCGCUGUCGAGCAACCACUCCAGCGAGCUGGUUGAAUACCUGACGAGCGCGAAGCAGCAGGUGGAUGGUGAGCUAACGGAAGUGCGCGCGCAGCUCGCGACCGCUAACGCCCGCAACAACGACCUGCUCACCGCCCUCGGUGACAGCAACAGGGAAAUAGACAGCCACAAAUAUGAGACGGACAGGAAAGAUGAUAUGAUAACGCAUCUUCAACGUGAAAUGAAGAGACACGAAGAUGAAUACAACAUCCAAACCAGCAACGCGAACAAAACCCUCGCACAGAAAGAUAAAGAGAUUCAAGAAGCAAUAGAUGCUGUUCAAUCUCUCAAGCAAGCGUUGAUGAACCAAGAACAAUUUAUAAAGAGCGUGAGCGACGAGAGAAACUCACUGCAAGAGAAGGUGGCUGACUUGGAGGAGGAGCAGCAGCGUCUGGUGGCUGCUAUGGAGUCACUCAAGAUGCAGAUGCAGGAUACAAACUCCGCCAGAGCAUGUGUAGAAGAGAAUUUGAAUAAGGCAUUAAAUGAAAAUAACGAUUUAAAAAAAGAAAAUUUUGAUUAUGUUCAAGAAAUGGAGGAUUUACAAAUGCAAAUAAAUUUAUUGGAAAAGGAUAAAACACAAAUCAAUGAUGAAUUGCAACAAAGUAAGAAAGAUUCCAAUGAAAAAUUUGCACAAAUACAGCAGCUGGUGACUGAAAAGAAACAGCUCGAGGAUCACAUCGAAGAAAUUAAAAAUAACGCUAAAGCUUACCAGGAAAUCGCCGAAGGUAAACAAAAGGAUUUGGAUAAUGAAAUAGAUACGAAAGUUAAUGCAAUAAAUUGUCUCAUGUCUGAGGUGAAGACAGCGACAGAUGUAAAAUUUAAACUAGCCAAGGUUAAGAAAGAGAUGGAGCUAGAAAGAGACGCUAUGAAAGAAAAGGAAGAGAAAUCGAAGAAAGAAAUUAAAAAGCUUCAAGAUAGCGUUCGAGUCAAGGAAGCUGAACUUACUCAGAACAUGUCUAUGAUUCUGGAGUUAAGGAGCGAAAAGGGUCGUCUGCAGCAGACUAUCCAAGACAUGCAGAAAACAGACAACGUGGAGAAGAAGUUGACCGGCCGGCGCUGGCCGCCCCCUAAGGAACAUUUCGUCCUCGAGCUCGACGAUAACGCCGUCAUGAUGACCCCCCCUCGCGCGGUCGGCUUUAAUACAUAUACUGCAGCACUCAUAGUCGUUAAUUGA